This is a messenger RNA of Clupea harengus (Atlantic herring), 871 nucleotides long. It is a transcript of the gene rab33a, whose product is annotated as RAB33A, member RAS oncogene family. Gene Ontology annotation, molecular function: GTPase activity; GTP binding. Gene Ontology annotation, biological process: Rab protein signal transduction. The record is from RefSeq and is a predicted model, not a curated record. Lineage: Eukaryota; Metazoa; Chordata; Actinopteri; Clupeiformes; Clupeidae.
GUUAAAUCAUUUUCGAAUGUUAGGCAAAUGAAGACGUAUCCCACACAUCUGGGAGUGCAUUUGUCUCUUCUCUCCACCCCUCCCUUUCACCUCCUCAUCAUUGAUCGCUGGCAUCAUUGCUUCGUUAUGGCAAAAGUGGUGAAUAGGGAAGACGUGACAAAUCCUGAUCUCACAUCAUCUGUAAAAUUGAGUUCAUCUUUAGUUAAUAGUGUCAGGACGCGAAUUAUCAAAAUUAUUGUAAUAGGGGAUUCAAAUGUCGGCAAGACGUGUCUAACCUUCCGAUUCACUGGCGGUAGCUUUCCCGAAAAAACGGAGGCCACGAUCGGUGUGGAUUUCAGAGAGAAAGCUGUGGAGAUUGACGGUGAGAUCAUCAAGGUACAGGUAUGGGACACGGCUGGACAAGAGCGUUUCAGGAAGAGUAUGGUGGAGCACUAUUAUCGCAAUGUUCACGCAGUCGUCUUCGUCUAUGAUGUCACCAAAAUGGCCUCCUUCCAGAAUCUGAAGUUAUGGAUCCAGGAAUGCAAUGGCCACCACGUCUCACUGAAAGUUCCCCGGGUUUUGGUGGGCAACAAGUGUGAUUUGGUGAGCCAGAUUCAGGUGCCUUCCAACACAGCUCUCAAGUUUGCAGACGCUCACAACAUGCUGCUGUUUGAAACAUCGGCCAAAGACCCAAUAGAGAGCCAGAAUGUGGACUCUAUAUUUAUGUGCUUGGUUCGUCGGCUCAAAGUUCAGAAAUCCCUGAGCUACAGGGAUGCGGAGAGGGAAGAUGACAGAGUGAAGCUGUCACAGGAAACUGAAACAAAAAACAACUGCUCAUGUUGAUGUUGAUGUUUGAUCAAUACCAGAAAAUAAAAAACACAAUUUAAACCAA